This is a messenger RNA of Folsomia candida, 1529 nucleotides long. RefSeq lists its product as uncharacterized. NCBI's taxonomy places the organism in Eukaryota, Metazoa, Arthropoda, Collembola, Entomobryomorpha, Isotomidae. The transcript has 3 exons. Bases 644 to 1393 code for a protein of 249 amino acids. The record is from RefSeq and is a predicted model, not a curated record.
AUCCAUGUACGUAUUAAGGCAAGUUUGAAUGAAUGAACAUAAAUAAUGCUUAUUUUCAAAUUAGAAAUGAAUGAAUGAAUUUAUUGUUUCCAAUUUUUGAAUUAAACGAAUUUUGAAUGAAGACAGAUUUUUUGAACAGGUAUGAAUGUUACCCAAGUUAGGGAAGAUUUUACCCUCAUUGUGUUACUCUUGGUGGCAUCCCUACUCGAGGAAUCGGUCAACAUUCCGAAACACUUGGUCAAGUUGAAAUGGGUGAUCGGGACGUGGAUGUUGAUGUCGAUAAUAUUCACUAAUUGCUACCUCAGUCUGGCAAUUAUUCGGAUUACGUCACCGCUUCCGGUCAAAAUGGCGGAAACGUUUGACGACUUACUAACGCCGGUGUGUGUUUCUUGGAAAAAUUGUCCGAGCUGGUUCUUCAUGGCGUUCGAUGUCAGAAAACGACAUAUCGUGAAUCAAAUUCCCCCCCGAGAAGAGCAACCUUGGAUAGAAUCAGAGUUCGCAAAGGAGGACAACGUGUUAAAUUUAACUAAAAAUUUGCAAAUCUAUCAGGAACAAUAUAUGUUAUCGUCCCUUGCAACACAGGAUGUAAUGUUCUAUUUGUGCUUCUACUCCUAUUCGCCGGAUUGGACACUUUGGCAAGUAUAUGGUUGGCGUUGCAAACAUGGUUUCCUGGAGCAACAUGUGGGAAUAUAAAUUAAAUCCUAAUAAUAAGAAUACCUGGACGCCAAGAAAUUUGGAUAGAGUUAGCCUAUUAUCGCUUAAUAUGAUCAUCCCACAACGAAUAUUCUGGCCUGAAGAUGACACAAAUUUAACAUGGGAUCAGGAUUUCCAAUUGAAUCCACCAUCUCCAGAUGUCUGGGAGGACUGGACGGAAAGUAGGAUGACGGAAUGUUCCCGAAAAUUUGCAUAUGUCGAUACCGAAGAAAACACUGAUAAAUUAUUCAAUCGCUUAACCAAAUUUUAUAAAUUUCUCCACUUUCGAAAAGGCAAAGAUACAAUAACGACAAAUUAUAUGAAAGUAUGGGCCUUCGAAUCCCGGAGGCGGUCAAGGCUGGCUGAUACCUUGAUGAAAACCCUGGAAUCUGGGAUAUUUCAGAGAUUUCAGAAAAUCAUGGCAACCAGGGUGGACAAACGGAGGAUCGAGUUUACGAAAAAUAGGACUCGUGACGUUAAACAAGGUUUCGAAUCGGUCAAUAUGAGCGGAAGUAUUCAAACUGUUUUUAUCUUGUGGAGUGUCUUGAUAAUUUUGGGGUUAGCGAUAUUUCUCAUGUGCGACUUUCGUAAAGAAAUUGCUAUUUCCAUGCGAAGUCUUUCGCAGCAUUUGGUACCUGGAAUUAAGAGGAUGACGUCUUCAUUUGGAGCCAAUAGUACAUAUGUAAAUUCAUUUAAAUAAUUGGUGCCUAAGAUAAGACUAAAUAGGAGAAAAUGUGAUUUUUUAUCACGAUAUACAUAUAUAUAUAUAGUAGUUGUUCGUGCAAAAGUUGUCGCCUUCAAAACCAAGUGGAAACAUAAAUGAUUACCUAUGAAUA